Suillus discolor is the source of this 441-nucleotide messenger RNA. RefSeq lists its product as uncharacterized. The record is from RefSeq and is a predicted model, not a curated record. The coding region runs from base 1 to 441 and encodes 146 amino acids. The transcript is spliced from 4 exons. NCBI's taxonomy places the organism in Eukaryota, Fungi, Basidiomycota, Agaricomycetes, Boletales, Suillaceae.
AUGACAGGCAGCAGAUAUUGCAGUUCCCUCGCAGGAUCCAAAGAAAAGGACAAGAAGCUAGACACCAAAGUGAAUGAUGAGAAGGACAGCGACCCGAAAUAUCGGAAAAAUAUGCACAGCUCAAAUCCGAGCUGGAGAUGCUCAUGGAACGGUGAAAGAGCUGUUCGAGACAUGGCCCGCAUUCGAAAACAAGCGGCAAUCAUGAGGCUCGGUGUAGCAUACUCAGGAUUACACCGCGAGGACUUGCUCACUCUCCUCCCUGCGGUCGUAAACGGUAGCGUGUCGACGGGGAUCGCUGCACUCAGCGCGCUUGCACUGGGAUUCGUGUCACAUGGGCAAGGGCACGAUUGGGAUCAAUCCUUUCUUCUCGGACAGGAACAUCAUGAAUCGACUGGCUGUUGCGGGUUUACUGGAGACGAUCAUGGCGUUUACGGAUGCUAA